Ostrea edulis (European flat oyster) is the source of this 2877-nucleotide messenger RNA. Its product is annotated as kelch-like protein 20. The transcript is spliced from 9 exons. The record is from RefSeq and is a predicted model, not a curated record. Bases 164 to 1939 code for a protein of 591 amino acids. Gene Ontology annotation, molecular function: protein binding. NCBI's taxonomy places the organism in Eukaryota, Metazoa, Mollusca, Bivalvia, Ostreida, Ostreidae.
CGGAAAAACUUGUUUUCGGAAUUACCAUUAUAGUGCCUAAUGGAUUUCCUGAAAGAUAUGGAAACCAGAGGGGAAAAAAAUGAUAAUUUUACGUUUUGCCGUGUAAUGAUGAGACAUUGUUAAAGAACAUUUAGUACUGAUAUUUGAAAGUUUAAUUACAAAUAUGGCAUGUCGUGAGUUGCAGACGGCAGACCUGAUCCAGACCGGAAUGGACAGACCGGCGUCCCCGGCUCGCCUAGCUUACACUUCGGACAAACAUCCUCGACACACCCUGGAGGCAAUCAACGUGUUAAGGAAACACCGCGAAUUGUGCGACGUCGUCCUUAUUGUGGGAAAUAAAAAGAUUUUUGCUCAUCGCGUCAUCCUGUCUGCGUGUAGUCCAUACUUCCAUGCCAUGUUCACUGGAGAGCUGGCAGAGAGUCGGCAGACAGAGGUGACAAUAAGAGACAUUGAUGAGACAGCUAUGGAGUUAUUAAUAGACUUUUGUUAUACCUCGAACAUUACGGUGGAGGAGGGGAAUGUCCAAACCCUCCUUCCUGCAGCCUGCCUUUUACAGCUGGCAGAAAUACAAGAUGUGUGCUGUGAGUUUCUCAAAAGACAGCUAGACCCUUCCAACUGCCUUGGUAUCCGAGCCUUUGCUGACACACACGCUUGCAGGGAACUAUUAAGGAUUGCUGAUAAAUUUACUCAGCAUAAUUUUCAAGAGGUGAUGGAGAGUGAGGAAUUCAUGCUUCUUCCUGUUAAUCAGUUGGUGGACAUCAUUUCCAGUGAUGAAUUAAAUGUUCGUAGUGAGGAACAAGUCUACAAUGCAGUUGUUAACUGGGUCAAGUUUAACAUUUCUGAAAGGCGUUCACACCUACCAGUGGUUGUUCAGCAUGUCCGUCUUCCCUUGAUGAGUCCCAAAUUCUUGGUUGGGACAGUUGGGUCUGAACUACUUAUUAAAAGUGAUGACACAUGUAGAGACUUAGUGGACGAGGCCAAAAACUAUCUCCUUCUUCCUCAAGAGCGACCCCUCAUGCAAGGUCCCAGGACCCGUCCACGUAAACCAAUCAGAUGUGGGGAGGUUUUAUUUGCAGUUGGGGGCUGGUGCAGUGGUGAUGCCAUUUCCAGUGUGGAGCGGUUUGAUCCCCAGACCAGUGAGUGGCGAAUGGUGGCUCCAAUGUCCAAGCGGCGCUGUGGAGUCGGGGUGGCUGUACUGAAUGACCUUCUAUAUGCUGUGGGAGGACAUGAUGGACAGUCGUACCUUAACAGUAUUGAAAGAUUUGAUCCCCAGACAAACCAGUGGAGUGGGGACGUGGCUCCAACGAGUUCCUGUCGGACAAGUGUGGGAGUCGCCGUACUCGACAAUUAUAUGUACGCUGUUGGCGGCCAGGACGGGGUCUCCUGUCUUAAUUUUGUGGAGAGGUAUGAUCCUCAGCUAAACAAGUGGACUAAGGUAGCUUCUAUGAGUACCAGGAGGCUAGGGGUGGGUGUGGCAGUCCUGGGUGGAUAUCUGUACGCCGUGGGGGGCUCUGAUGGAACAUCUCCUUUAAACACAGUUGAGAGAUAUGAUCCAAGGAGCAAUCGUUGGACACCAGUCUCUCCCAUGGGUACCCGGCGUAAACACUUGGGAGUGGCUGUAUAUAACAACAUGAUUUACGCCGUGGGAGGGAGAGACGACACGACAGAGUUAAGCAGUGCAGAACGGUACAACCCCCAAACUAACUCCUGGCAGGCGGUGGUGGCCAUGACGUCGCGGAGAAGUGGGGUGGGUUUAGCUGUGGUGAAUGGACAGUUGAUGGCCAUAGGAGGCUUUGAUGGAACAACCUACUUAAAGACAAUAGAGGUGUUUGAUUCAGAGGCAAACUGCUGGAAGUUAUGUGGGGGAAUGAAUUAUCGCAGACUUGGAGGAGGAGUCGGUGUUGUCCGAAUGCCCCAACACGAAUCUCAUCUUUGGUAAUCCGUGAAAUGGUGCUUACAAAAUGAAACAUAGGGCAUUACAAUAGCUGCAAUAAAAUGGGGAGUCCUACACAAAACUCAACUCAACUCAACAGCAGGCAAAAGGAUUUUACUAUGAAGCAUUACAUAUGCGAUAGAUAGUGUUCCCCUUCUAUGCCUACAUGAACUGCUUUCAGCUAUGUACACUUUUCGAGUAUUUAUCCAGUUUAUAAACUGUAGUGCUUUCAUGUCCAAGUUUACCACAAGGGUUAACCCCUCACACUCCCGUGAUUGCUGCAGUUCUUUGCCUUUUUUCGUCACUCUUUCAUAAAGCAAAGAAAGCAGUAUAUGAUAAGCACCCCAUUAAGUAAUCUCAGUGCGAUUACCUGUUAAGUUCCGUAUAGUAAUCUCAGUGCGAUUACCUGUUAAGUUCCGUAUAGUAAUCUCAGUGCGAUUACCUGCUAAGUUCUGUAAGUAUCAACUUGUUGUCAAAUACCAGUGAUAUAAAGCCUGACAGGCACUCGCUUCAUUGUAUUUCAACUAAGUUAUAAAGAUUUUCACAGAUAUCAUUAUAUAUUGUUGAUAUUCAAUUUGUGUGUGUGUGGACAUUUUAAAUGUUUGAAUGAUAUUUUAAAAGAGUGGAUGUUGAUGUUUGUAGAUGUAUAUAACAAAGGUAUUACUACAUAUAUGUAUUAUAAGACAAUAAUGAGUUUUACUGAAAUAUUUUGCUCAUGGUAACUGCUGCAGCUGUAACAAUCAUAUGCAUUUCAUUUGCUUUGACAUUUUAUAAUCCAUGUUCCACAAAUUAGCUUUUUUAAAAGAUAUCUUUUAAUGUAUGCUUUUAUCAGAAAUUUGUAAAUGUGUGCUUUUUCUCCCAGUUGAAAGCAUUGUAUCUUUUUGUCAUGAAAAAUGCAAAUCUACGUGAAUAAUUGUGAAUAAUAAAUACCUUGAUAUGAGUAA